CUUGGAAUGGUAUACAUCAAAUUCCAUCCGAUACUCAACCUACCGCUCGCGUCACCAUGGAAGCGGUCCGUUUGUGUCAUGUUGAAUUCGCCAUUUUGAUGCUUCUUGGCGUGGGCUACGGCGACGAACGUCUCUACUUCAGCGCAGCUAGCUAGAUUAGCUACAAACAUUCAACAUAGAAUCUCAUACAGUUACAAGGGGAUUUUAAUUCGUAUUAUUAGUCGGACAUUUAACCGAGGAGGUCAUGAAGAUUUGGAAAACGUUUUCGUACCCCGGACGUCAAAUUUGAACGACUAAUCGGAAUGCGAAGUCCGAAUUUGUCUGUUUUCUAACUUUGCCAGUUAACGUUAAGUAGUUAGCCAAGAUAGCCACCACCAGGUUGCUACUCAGCCGCAAGCCUUGAAGACGUAGCUAAAAGCUAUCUAUGAUAUUGAAUUAUAUGGAAAACAUCAAUCAGAAGAGGUACUGGCAGCGACGUCGCCCUGACACUCCAUUUCUGAACAAUGAAUGAUGUUAGAAGCAAUGGAAACAUUUUGUGGGCUACCUAGUUACCAAUACAGUUAGCUGAAAUACAACAGGGGCUUUCAAAUAUAACAUUCCACUCUGCUUUUUCCCCCCGUCGUGGCUAUGUAGGGAAAGCACAGCAACCUUACAAGUGGUUUUAUUUUUCACUCAACGUUGCUUUCACUGUUCACGUUCCAGUUGUCUCGUAGAACAAAACAAAUAACAUUUAUUCAUAAGAAGCUGCAAAUAUGAAGUAUUUUAAUGUCAUGCAUUGAUUAUGCUUGGACAUGUUCAAAUGUCUUUCCCAAUACCAGCUGCCUACAGGUCUAAAACUUAUUGUUGAACUGACUAUUACCAUAUAAAGACAUAUCUGAGUGCAAUUGUACUGGACGGCAACCACAGUAUUGCCACUGUGAAAUACAGCACCGAAGAGGCUAAAUCUACCCACCAAGAUGACGAUUCAAAGUAAAGGACAAUAUUGCUGUCCUCACAGAAAUGUGAAUGCUUCAUUAGAUUUCCCCAUUUGACCACAUCCAAAGGACCAUCCAUUAUGAUUUUUGGAUUGAUAUCCCAAGAGUUACACGAAAAGCUCCUAGACCUCAAAAACUACCAAAAUCGAACAAAUGGUGUGGAACAGCUGAAAAAUAUCCUCUUUGGAUUGGACUUGAAGCCAGUCCCCUCAGACAGUAUUGUGGAGUUUAUCAAUUUUCUCCGCAGACUUCUAGAUGACAGCAACUUCAAAGUUUUGUACGGCACUUUACAGGUGAUAAACCUACUCAUUCAGAAAUUGGAUUACAAUGUAGACACAUAUUUCAAACAGUUAGCGUGUGUGGCUCUGAAAACCCUUGGGGACACCCGCGCUGUCACCAGGAAUGAGUAUAUGAAUGUGUUCAGGCAGUUGACUAGAAUUGUAGGGCCACAGAAAGUGUUGGACCUUGUUAUUGGACACCUGAGACACAAGAACUCCCGGGUCAGAGAGGAUGUCAUCAACAUCAUCACAGCAGCUAUGCUCACCCACCCCAGGAAGGACUUCAACAUCCCCAGCCUCUGCUUUGAAGUUGCACCAUACCUGGCAGACAGCAAGAAGAAGGUCCGCCAUGCAGCCCUAGAACUAUUUGCCGUUUUUGACCAUUGCCUUGACACAGGGAAAAAACAGCCCCUAAUGAAGGCUGUAAACAGAGUUGAGCUCAAUGGGGAUGUGGAGGGUCUUAUGGCAGCUGUGCAAGCAAGAAGAGCCAGGCACAUACUUCCCAGACUGUCCUCGGAUGGAAUGGUGGAGUAUGCCCUUGUAAUCCCUAAACCAGGACAACGAUGCUCACCUCAGUUUGGGUCGGGAGCUGACCUGGAGUGGGUGCUCAAUGGUGGGCGGAUCAGCAGCGCCAGGAGCAUCAGGACAGAACCAGACUCUGACAGGCUGUAUCAUGGUUAUGGAAGCUUGGGCUCCCUUGUUGAUGACCUUCCACUGCAGAGGAGAAUUGUCAGUGCAGGCAAAGGGAAGAACAAGCUGCCCUGGGAGAGGUCAAGCCUCCCUUCCACAGUGAACACCCAGCCAUGCAGUGCCCCUAAGGGGAAAUCCUCUGAUCAGAUGAUCUCCUUCCCUUGGAGCAGUUUGCCACCAAAAUGUCUGGAAUACACUGUGCAACAAGUUUCAGUGAGCAUUCAGGUCAUCAGUGAAGACUGCCUGUCCCAUACCCGGAAGCUGAGUCCGGAGACAUAUGUCCCCAGUUUCGGUUCUGCAGAGCCCCAUAAAACCCUGUCCUCUAGGAGGGAAUCCCCUGGACGCUUGAGAAGGAGUGGGAGCCUUGACUUAGACCCUGACAUCUUUAAAUCUACCAACUUCUCUGACACAGAGGGAGUGGUACACAAGGCCCGUCUCCUCUCUGGGACCUCCGGCUUUGAGCACACCUUAUCCAACCCCUCGGCCCAGGGCACCUUCCUACUGCCCUCCUACCCUCUGGCUACACUCCCCGGGGGCCUGCUGACCCCAACACUGUCCCACCGCCGCGCUGACUCCUCACUGUCAAUGUCCAACACUUGGCCCAACAAGAGAGAGAGCAGCCCUCAAAGACGAGACCCCAGCCCCUGGAAAGACAUAUCAAGUGACUUCUCAUCCAGCAGGUGUUCUCCACGGCCUCACCGUGCUUCUCUGGUGAGCUCCUCAUCUGCCUCGUCUUUCCGACAGGCUCUGAGCAGGACGCGGACCGGGCUGCCUAUCUCCCCAUCCCCAGGCCUUCUCCUGCCAGAGCGGGGCUUGUCUCAGAAUGGCCAGUGGUCUAGUCCUCUAGCUCCGUCUCCAUCCAGCCUGCAGGACCACCUGUCUGAGAGGGACCUUCACCUAGACCUGGAUCACCUCAGCCUGCAGGACCAAGACCAGGAAGAGGACCCCUUGGACCGGCAGGAGAUGUUGAACUCCCUGCGCUCUCUGCGCUGCAGCGCAGCUAAGAAGAAGGCCAAGGUGAGUCUGAGUGGCUCAGACCCUGACCCAGAUAGCCCAGACUCGGCCAUGAAACUGGAGCUGGCUCUGGACUCCCCCUCUCACAACUCCCCCACCGUCACCAGUCCAGCUAGCGAGAGCGGCCUCUCCAGCCUCUACUCACCCCCAAACACCACCCUCAAUGGCACCAAAACCAGCCCUGGGAAUUCUGCCUCCUCUUCAACAAAGCCUCACAUUGCUAGAGUGCCUUCUGCUAAGCUGAGAUCUUCUGUCUCCAUGGACUUCAGUGCUCUUCAAGGCUUUCCACUCAGAGAUAAAAUCAUACCUGAAGUGAGUGUGGUUGGUCAAAGAGUCACCUACUCGAACGGACCAAUGGAACCUGAGGAAGAGGACAGGACUACAGAAUACUCUCCACCCCCAAGUAGACUAGCCUGCCGUGAGCCAAUCAGAGCCCUGAGGCCUGCCAAAGGUUCCCAGAGCUACAGCAACAGGAACUCACCAGCCACUGACAUGCCUGAAGGUGUGGUUGGCAGAGGAGUGUUUGGCUCGGUGGUUCUGUCCAGCCGUCCAGGGGUUGCCAUGUCGAUGGAGCAGGGUGACUGUAUGACCAGGCUGCCCAGUGACCCCCCAACUGGCAUCUAUGGCCAUGCAGUCCCCGGCAACCAUCUGGACCCCGACGACAUCCCAGCCUCAGAGGUGGCCAGGGAUAAGGAGAAGGUGAGAAUGACAAGGUUUGCUCGGGACAAGAUGCGGCAGCACCGAUUGGAGCAGCAGGAGGGCCAGGUUGCCCUGGGGGAUCGCCAGAGAGCUGAUAGGAUGCGUCUGCGCCUCAGACAGGUGCAAAAUGACGUGGCUACAGAGGAUACAGCAGCCAUUUCCAACGACUUUCAUUUGAAUGGUAGCAUGGUGACGUCCACCAAGGCUGACUCUCUCCAAGACGAGUCACCCACCAGCCCCCAGGGAUCCCAGAGCCCUAUUAAAUGUUUCAGUCCCCCCCACCAGCCCAGCCCCCCCACGGUCCCUGCCAACCCCGGGAGCACCCUGCCCCGCCUGAGGAGGGCUCCCAGUCUCAGCAGGACACGGCUGUCUCUCUCACACAGCUCAGAUGAGAUGUCCCCAGGCAUUCCCAGCCAGAAGAGAGACCUGACAGAGCAGCCUGAACUACGGCCCUUCUCCAAACCUGAGCUAGCACUGACACAGAGCUUCAAACUCCUCAACUCAGACGACUGGGAGAAGAAGAUUGAGGGCCUGACCUUUCUCCGUGGUCUGACGCAGUACCAUUCAGACAUACUGCUUAACAGGCUGCAUGACGUCUGUCUCGCACUCAUCCAAGAGGUGAGGAACCUUCGUUCGGGUGUGUCCCGUGUUGCGGUUGGGGUAAUGGGUGAGCUGUACACUGCUCUGCAGAAGGGCAUGGACCAGGAGCUGGAGGGCACAGCCAAGGCUCUGCUGCAGAAAGCUGGGGAGUCCAACGCCUUCAUCAGACAGGAUGUGGAUGCAGCGUUGGACAGCAUGGUGCAACACUGCACCCCGACACGCAGCCUGAAUGCUCUGCUCACCAGCGGCCUCAGUCACCUGAACUCUGUGGUGAGGAAGUGCGCGGGUCAUCACAUGGCCAACCUGAUGGAGAACAUUGGUGCUGCCCGCCUGCUGUCUGGAGGGAAAGACCUCACCGACCGAAUACUACCUGCCGUCACCAAGCUGGCACAAGACUCCUCCCAGGAAGCUAGGUACCAGGGGCGCCGGAUGCUGUUAUUUCUGUCACUGCACAGUGAUUUCGAUAAGAUGUUGGAGAAAUAUAUCCCUGCCAAAGACCUGGCUCCCAUCAGAGACACUGUCUUCACACUGAAGACUAAGGGCCUGGGAGAGAUGCCCCAGGACACCCCGUCAGCCAGGGGCCGGCGUUCCCACCCUGGCAGUGGGACAGUGAGGGCCUCAUCUCUCAACAGGGAACCACUCAAAGUGAUCAACAGGCAGUCUGGGCAGUACAACGGAAGACCUCAAGCUCACAGCAUUGCAGACAAGAUCGAGUACAUCAAGCAGCUCACAGCCCUGCUGGGUUCAAAGGACUUUAGAGAGCGCAUCAAGGGCAUCGACCAGCUAAUGGUGGACUGCGAGCACAACCCCAACAUGGUCAUCAGCAGUAUCUUUCCGGUGUUUGAUGCCUUUAAGGCCAGACUGCAGGAGUCCAACAGUAAGGUCAACCUGUACGCUCUAGAGUCUCUGCAGAAGAUUGUCACUCUGAUGAAGGAUAACCUUGCCCAGGUAAUCUACAUCCUGGUCCCAGCCAUCGUGGACAAUCACCUCAACUCCAAGAACAACGCUAUCUACACUGCUGCUAUUGGAGCCAUCCACACACUCAUCCAAAACCUGGAUAACGCUCUCCUCCUCCAGCCCUUCUGCACCAAGGCCCAGUUCCUGAGUGGUAAGGCUAAGGUGGAUCUCAUAGAGAAGGUUGCAGAUCUGGUGAUAGAAUUAUAUCCACGUAAACCCCAGGUGGUGGAACAGAAGGCGUUACCCCUGCUGUGGCACCUCCUGGGCACAUCCAGCCACAGUGGCACUGUCCACGGCCGGGGUGGCAGCGUGCGAGGAGCCACCUCCAACCUGUGCCAAGCCCUCUACACCCACAUGGGGCCUGGGCUGGCAGAGUUCGCCGCUUCCCAGUCUGCCAACGUCCACAAGAGCCUCAACGAGCUCAUGAGGACCCUCUCCUACCCCUGAGGGCCCCUCAGAAAACACAACCUUCAAAACACAAUCACCCCCCCCCCCCCCC
This is a messenger RNA of Oncorhynchus mykiss (rainbow trout), 5711 nucleotides long. RefSeq names its product TOG array regulator of axonemal microtubules protein 1. Gene Ontology annotation, biological process: microtubule cytoskeleton organization. Gene Ontology annotation, cellular component: cilium; cytoplasmic microtubule. Lineage: Eukaryota; Metazoa; Chordata; Actinopteri; Salmoniformes; Salmonidae. Gene Ontology annotation, molecular function: microtubule binding. The record is from RefSeq and is a predicted model, not a curated record.